AAGAAGCCAACAAAUUAUGAUUGACGGCGUCACUGACAAAUACUUCUACGGUGUUUAAAACGAGCAACCAAUCAUCUCGCCGUAUGUAGGCGGGAUUUCCUGUGCGUGACGUACACGCUCCCAGUCAACAGUGGAGGCCCCACCCUUUGUGUUACUUACAGCCCGUCAAUCAAAAUACAAAAAAAUCUGACAGUUAUCACCUUAUUUUUCGCGUAUACAAUCAUUAUAGUCUACUGGUCAUGUCCGGGGGCUUGUGACUAUCAGGAUUGUCCGUUUAACGACAAGUCACGCAAUGACUGCCCAAGAACAACCAAUGAAAUCGGGGCAGAUGGCUGCCUUGGACGUGGACACCAGUCAAGGCGGCUUUCUGCAACAAGAGGAACCCAGGGGCAACCAGGACACACAGCUAUCACCCCUCGACCUGCUAGCAACCACCUGCACUAGGGUUGGGUCACCGACGUCAGAGGUGGACAGAGGUGCUGCCGCUGAUUUGACAUCAGAUCCAACUACGCACCUUACCGGGACUGAUAAAUGGGAGGUGUUGACCCCCACAACAGGAGCUAAGGAUGAGUCUGGGCUGAUACACAUCCAAAGUCAAGGAAUAUUAACCUCAAAUGGACAGUAUGUUCUUCCCCUCCAAAACCUACAGACUCAGCCAAUCUUUGUGACAUCGGGAACAGAAAACUCCAAUGCCAAUUCAGUGCCUAACAUUCAGUACCAAGUAAUUCCUCAUAUUCAGACAGCCGAUGGACAGCUGAGCUUCUCUUCAUCUGGCGUGGAAAGAACGACUCUGACUCAGGAUGCCACAGGGCAGAUUCAGAUCUUGCCUGAUGGUAGCCAGAGUCUCAGUGUGGCAUCAACUGCGAGUAUCCUUAAUAACAACCAGAACCUCAUAUCACAGACUGGUAAUAUACAGCAGCUCCAGGGGGUUUCUAUUGGCAGCUCCACCUUCAGCAACCAGGGUCAGGUUGUCACUAAUGUGCCUGUAGGUUUGCCUGGGAACAUUACAUUUGUUCCUAUUAAUAGUGUGGACUUGGACUCACUGGGCCUGUCUGGUGCUCAGACUAUAGCAACAGGGGUCACUGCUGAUGGCCAGCUAAUUAUGGCUAGUCAGCCUGUGGAUGGCUCAGAGGGCCAGGUGAAGACAAAUGAUCACCUCUCACAGACAAUUUCCGUAAAUGACACAAAUGCAAAUCCUGAAAUUUUUGUGCCAACGUCUUCCUCUCAGCUACACGUUCCAGCAAAUGAGUCAGGUCUGCUGACACAAGCUUCAUUGCCAUCAGUGUCUGCAGACCAAAGUGAUUCAAGUUCUGGUCUCCAGGAAAGCUUUAUCCAACAAAACCAGGAGCAUAACAUUCAGAUGUCCUCAGCGCAGCCUAUCAUCCAGCUGCAACAGGUGCCCAUUCAGACCACUAACAGUCAGGUGGCGACAGGCGGAGCAGGCCUACAGAACGUGCAACUGAUCAAUCCAGGAACCUUCAUCAUCCAAGCCCAGACGGUCACCCCAUCAGGUCAGAUACAGUGGCAGACAUUCCAGGUUCAGGGAGUACAAAACCUGCAGAACCUCCAGCUGCCCACUACGCCACCUCAGCAGAUAACCCUGGCUCCAGUACAGACCCUGUCACUGGGGUCCAAUGCAGUCGGUAUUGGCACAGGACAAAUCCCCAACCUGCAAACGGUGACGGUCAACUCGGUAGCCCAGCAUGAAGGAGACGCAGAUCUCCCUGGAGACAUUCAGAUAAAGGAAGAGCCAGACUCCGGAGACUGGCAGCUGAGCACUGACUCCACCCUGAACACAAGUGAUCUAUCCCACCUUCAUGUUAGGCUGGUGGAUGAGGAGGACCAGUUGGGCCAAGAAGGCAAAAGGCUGCGCAGGGUGGCGUGCACUUGCCCCAACUGUAAAGAGUCAGGUGGGAGGGGUUCCGGCGUGGGGAAAAAGAAACAGCACAUCUGCCAUAUUGCAGGCUGUGGGAAAGUCUACGGAAAGACGUCGCACCUGCGAGCACACCUGCGCUGGCAUUCGGGGGAGCGACCUUUUGUUUGCAGCUGGGUGCUCUGUGGGAAGAGGUUCACACGCAGCGACGAGCUGCAGAGACACAGGAGAACACACACAGGAGAGAAGAAGUUUGUCUGCCCAGAAUGCUCCAAGCGCUUCAUGCGGAGCGACCACCUGGCAAAGCACAUUAAAACUCAUCAGAACAAAAAAGGCGUGAACUCUGGCAGCGCGGUGGUGGCCUCGAUGGAAUCGGCAGGGUCCUCGGACAGUAUCAUCACGACGGCAGGCGGAACCACCCUGAUCCUCACCAACAUCCAGCAGGGCUCCAGCAACGCCCAGGACAUCCUGGCUAACGCAGAGAUCCCUCUCCAGCUCGUCACCACAGUAGCGGCCAGUGAAGUCAUGGAGUGAAUUUUAUGCUCCUUAUGAACUUAUACAACCUCUCAUACUAUAUACUUCUACCUGCAUUUUUAUCCAAGUUUCAAAGACAAACUAAACUUUUAAAUAUAUAUGUAUAUAUAUAUUUUAACACUGAGACGGUCAGGCAGAGGCCCUCUUCAUUUUUACUGGGGAAAAACUAGUGUUGACUAAGACUAAAAGAAGAUGGAAGGUGGAAAAAGACAUUGCAGUAAACACACAAGGAAAUGCCUUAUUUUGUACAAUAAUGUGUAGUUGAAAAUGUAGGAUGCCAUUUUGUUUUGAAUCUACUUAUUUCUUAAUGUGUUUUCAUGAAAAAUCAUAACUAAGGUAAGCUGGGCAACCUUCUCCUCGCCUUUUGUGGAUGGCUUACCCUGAUGAUGUCUUCGUUAAGCAAGGUUUUACCUUCUGGCAAGUCUCACAACAAGAUCAUUUUAUCCAGCUAAAGUAAUGAUGUUGCUUGCGUCCAUGCAGAUUUAUUGUCAUUUUGUGUUUUAUCUUUUUCUUUUUAAUGCUUUUUUUGUUCUACUGGACUCCUUGCACUCAGUCUGCCUAAACCUUAGCAGGUCCUCCUUCCUCCAUUCAAAGAUAAUGUUGACACUCGUGACUUUUUGCAGGCGAAAAUGAAAAACAAUCAAACUUUUAUACUGUAUUUCCUCUUGAACAUAAGCUGUUGAUAUGAUACACAAUUUACUUAUCAAAUAUCUUGACUGAACUGCUAUUUAUAUUUGGCUUUACAUAAAAAUUGCAUUUGUGAUAUUAAAAGUCCUAAAUAUUUCAAAUGGCUUCACUAUGUAUUUAAGUAUGUUUUUGUAAAGGUUUUUUUUGGGGGGGGGGGCGGAAAAUCAUGUAACAUGAAGAAAAAAAGCCAUUUUUGAAGGUCAUUGCCAAAUUUGACUAAAAACUCAGGAUGAUUUGUGACUGUGUGACGAUGAGUAAAGUAGAUCAGCCCUCUAGCUUCCCAGUGAGCGGGGUGAGGAAAUGUCAUUUGAUGGACCAAAAGGUGGAAUGAAAUAAUGUGUCACUACCUGUGCUUGUUCAAACUGUGUUGCGAUUAGGACAACCCCUGCUUAUGCUAUGGAAACAGCUUUGCUCCUGUAUCUUGCUCCAUCAGUUCUUUCACGCAGUUGGAAAUUCAGUGUGUUACUGAACAUGGUACUCUUUUAAAUGACACUGUUCUCACUGUUAAUCCUUUUGUAAAGAUGUUUUGUAUAAUUGCCAAGAAACUGCUUUAUACUCAUUGUCAGUAAAUCCCUUUGUGUUCAUUGUU
Molecule: messenger RNA, 3683 nt
Organism: Betta splendens (Siamese fighting fish)
Lineage: Eukaryota; Metazoa; Chordata; Actinopteri; Anabantiformes; Osphronemidae
Gene: sp3a
Product: sp3a transcription factor
Exons: 7
Coding region: 293-2407 (704 amino acids)
Biological process (GO): regulation of transcription by RNA polymerase II
Molecular function (GO): DNA-binding transcription factor activity, RNA polymerase II-specific; RNA polymerase II cis-regulatory region sequence-specific DNA binding
Source: RefSeq, a predicted model, not a curated record